Molecule: messenger RNA, 656 nt
Organism: Gracilinanus agilis (Agile Gracile Mouse Opossum)
Lineage: Eukaryota; Metazoa; Chordata; Mammalia; Didelphimorphia; Didelphidae
Gene: DUT
Product: deoxyuridine triphosphatase
Exons: 7
Coding region: 3-584 (193 amino acids)
Biological process (GO): dUMP biosynthetic process; dUTP catabolic process
Molecular function (GO): dUTP diphosphatase activity; magnesium ion binding
Source: RefSeq, a predicted model, not a curated record
CCAUGCUGCUCGGACGGCUCAACCAGCUCUUCCACAGAUUCCUCAGUUAUUCCAGGCCGGGCUGCAGUGAUGCUAUCAUGCCCUGCUCCGAAGCAAACCCCGUUGCGGUCUCCCCUAGCAAGCGGGCCCGGCCUGCGCAGCACGAGGAGGAGACCCCCGUGCGCCUCCGCUUCGCCCGCCUCUCCGAGCAUGCCACUGCCCCCUCUAAGGGGUCGGCCCGGGCUGCUGGCUAUGACUUGUACAGUGCCUAUGAUUAUACAAUACCAGCAAUGGAGAAAGCCCUCGUGAAAACAGACAUUCAGAUUUCUCUUCCUCCUGGCUGUUAUGGCCGAGUUGCUCCACGUUCUGGCUUGGCUGCAAAACACUUCAUAGAUGUAGGAGCUGGUGUCAUAGAUGAAGAUUACAGAGGAAAUGUUGGUGUAGUACUAUUUAAUUUUGGCAAAGAAACCUUUGAAGUAAAAAAGGGUGACCGGAUUGCACAGCUGAUUUGUGAACGGGUUUUUUAUCCAGAACUUGAAGAAGUCCAAGGCUUAGAUGACACUGAACGUGGAUCAGGAGGUUUUGGUUCUACUGGUCAAAACUAAAAUUAUAUAAGAGUAGAUGCGGCAACUUCCUCCCUAAAAUAGUCAAUAAAAUUAAUUUCUGCUGUUGUUGUU